Linum trigynum is the source of this 6098-nucleotide messenger RNA. The record is from the annotation of a GenBank genome assembly. NCBI's taxonomy places the organism in Eukaryota, Viridiplantae, Streptophyta, Magnoliopsida, Malpighiales, Linaceae.
UUGAUAGAGGUAUCUCACUGAAAAUAUCUUGAGUAUCGUUUAUUUUAGGAGUAGAACAGUCCAACCCUCUCAUUUGAUUAAUAAUUAGUUCAGCUUAUUAGCAAGCCAGGAGUCUUAAUAUAUUUGCUGUAAUCCUAUUGAGCAGAUUAUCAUGACAUAAAUCUAAUAUAAGAACUUGUUGGUCUAAAUCUUGCGGGUCGUUGGGUUGAGGGUUUUGAUGAAGGAUUUGGGGAUGGAAACCCAUCCAUCAUAUAUUUGAACGAAAAUUUACCUUAGGGAAUUAAGAAGAUGAAAUCCUAAAUUCAUCAUAUCCACAUUUUUUUAUCAAAUUUGUUUCUUGACCAAUCAAUUUUCCUUUCUACACUCUCAAUUCUUGGUGCAGAACCUUCUAUUUUACUUAAUAACUAAUUUAAAUAGGUUUUUCCAUAAAUCUACAUCAUGGUACAAUAUUUCUACUGAUAAUCGUCACUUAGUAUGUCAAAAUGCUGGAGGCAUCCCUUUCUAAGUCUGAUUUUCUACGAGGGGUUAUUUAAUAUAAACCUUACCUUUCAUUCCCAAAAUUGAACCAACAGGUUUUAAUUAUAUUUGAAUAUUUCUAAUAUUUCAGUCUACCCAAAUCGCCACCUCGACCUCAUUGCUCCAACUACAAAGAUCCCCCAACUUUUCUUCACCACAUUUUGUGGAAAAGAACAUCCAAGAGAGAGGGAUGGAGACAUCUCCAUCGGUUUAUUUUCAACAAAAAAUAAUAUUAAAUAGAAGUCGAUAAACAAAAUAUUAGAAAACUAAUUAUGUGUCCUAAAAAAUAAUCUAAUGAACUUUCUCGCUAUGAAAAUUGUUGGUACCUCGUCUUUCCAGUGAGGAUAGUAGAUCCCGAGCUGGACAAUAUCUGGCGAUGGCAGAUGACUGUAGUUCAUUGCCAUACAAGUUCUCAAGCUAAAUUUUAGUUUUUGUCGAAUCGUGCCUCUCCAUGAUUAGAACCUUAGUUAGUUAGUAGUGUAUGUCAUGCGGGUGAGUAACUGAUUGAUUCUUUGAUGGGUAAUGACAAUGCACAUAACUAAUUAUAACGAUCGAUCCCAAAUUAGUAACGAUAAUGUCCAUGUAUAAUAAUUGAGCAUUGAUUAGUAAGAAUUGUCACACAUACACUAAUCCCUAAUUAGUAAUGCUUGUCACCUAUAUAUUUUGAUUAUUUGCCUCAAAAUGUCAGCAUCUCCAAACUAGAAACAUUUAUUUCUCCAUUUUUUCAAUACUUACUUUGAUUGGUGCUUUGUAAGAACAUACAAUAUUAGUACCUCUCUUUUUUCUAAUAUUAUUGUAUCUUUUGUUUUCCAAGUAAAAUCCAAAUAUCUGCAAAAAAAUACUGAAGUGUCAGACUGUGUAUUGUGACUAAUGGGGGACUACAAACAUCAAUAGUUAAUUAAAUUUUAAACUUUGUUAUUAUCGACCCUAAUAAGUACUUAUAUAUGUAAUAAAAAAAAUAACACUACAAAAGUAAAACAAAGGAGGAGAUGAUGUAUUAAAAAAACAGAUUGUUCAAUAAAACUAAUCUUAAACAUGGGACAUUCAAGACCAACAAAUAAUUAAUUCUAGCAGUAGAAUUGGCAUGAAUGAAUAACUUUGAAGUGUUCGGUUUGUUCGAAUCUCCCAAUUAUGUCAUUCUGAUAUAUUAUUUGAAUACUAGAAUCGGUAUAAUAAUCCUUUAUAAAGACAUUAUUUUUACCUCUGAAAAUAAAGGCCGCAUCCAUAAUUCUUUUCAGGUACUUUAAAAUGAACUUAUUAACAACAAUCUAUCGACUCUCACAUGAAUUCGACUGCUGUUGACGUAUUUUUUUUUCCUCGUGAUAGAUAACAUACACGAUCGAUCGAGUGUCUGAGACAUUCGAAAUCUUAUAAUGAAUCUCAUUUGUUCUCGUUCUAUCAUUUCAACACCGACUCUUCUUCCUUAAUGUAAGAGUAGUAUAGAUGUUAUCUAUCACGAGGAAAGAAAAACAAAGACGAUUAGUGACAAAAGAUUAGGUAUUGAUAAGAGUAGUACAGAGACAAAGGAGCUUAGCUACUAGCUUAGGUUAGGUAUCAAUCAUCCAACUCACUCACUCCACAAAAUGCCGUCCGAGGCAGGCAGGCAGCAGAAAAGGUCUCAUUCUUUCUUCUUCAGCCACCCGCCGCAACACGUCAGACGGUGGUUGGGUCCCGCCGGCCACCGCCAGAUCAUCAAGUAGUGGCCGGAGGAGCAUCCAUGGCAUGCUACAGUGGAGCAACACACAGGUUGUCAAAACAGAGAACCAGUAGAGGAGAGGACGGGUAAAUUAAUGGAGUGAAGAAGUUGACUCUGUCUCUGGCUCGCUACUUUUUGUCCUACGAAAGGAAAAAAAAAACAGAGUACUCUGCUGCUGCAGGUGGAGGUAAGGUAAACGGCCGUAACAAGGGUGGUUUUUUGUGAGAAGAAAACAAAUAGCUAUCUGCCAAAGCUCUCACGUCUUAUUGUUAUCGUGGAUUUGUUAAUGGUACUUUUUUUUCGACCUUUUUUUCUUCCCAUACAAAAAGUGAAAAAACUUAAUGGUUUAGGUUUGCUAUGGCUGUCCUUUCUCUGCUCCCUUGUUGCCAUUUCACAAUCCCUCCCUAAGGUUUGAUGGAUUGGUAGUGAGAUUUGAAAUGAAUAGAGUAUCGUACCAAUCGGUUUGUAUCGAAUUAAGUUUGUAUUGAUAACUAAGUUGUACGUUUUCUACAACAUGUUAGUCGAUUUGUAUGGAGCUUGUUGAGAAGAUUCAUUCAUCUCCGCUCAACAUUUCAAAGGGUAUCUUCACCGGUCUGCCUCAUCAUUUUCGUGUUGCGAAAACGUAUGAAAAUGCCAAAAACAUGAUGACCUCUUCUUCUUCUUCUUCGAUGCAAUCAUCCUUCAACUUUUUGGUCACGUCAAUGUUAUUGCUCGAUCGGGUUGAUUGUCAAACUCGUUCAACUGUCUGUCUACUGAUUCGAUUCAUGUAUGCUUAUCUCACCAUCUUAUCUAAUAACCUGACUGAAUCACGAAAAUGAGCACUCAUUGGACUCUCCCACCUAGAUAGCUCUGCAAUUUUAUGAUAUCACCUCUCUUAUGUUGAAAAUUGCUCCUCCAUAAUUCAAAUUUUCAUAAGUAACUACCGUUUAUCAUAUUAUGAUUGAUUUCGUUUUUUCUAUUGCAAAGGAGUCCAUCCUAAAAUUUAACUCCUUUCUUUAUAUAGGCCAACUCAAACAAGUAUAGUACACAAAAAUUGGUUAGGCGUUAGGUUUCCACAUGGUGUUACACAUUAAUCACAAUAGGGCCCAAGCUAUUAUUAUUCACCAUACUUGCAAAAUAAAAUUCGAAGUAUUAAAUACACAAAAUGGGGAGAUAAUGGUUGUCUCUUAUCAUAAUUCACAACGAAAAAAAGAAUAAAGAAAGAAAAAAACCCAACCGAUUCCCUCCAUUUACUAUGUCCACCGUCCUCCACGAUCUCCUCCUCCUUUGUCUCAACUCUCUCGCCUAAUAAUUACUCACACUCCACCUCUCAGUUUCCACUCCUAAUUCAAUCCUCCUGUUCAUCGGAGCUCCCUCCUGCCACCCGCCGCCGGCGAGGUCAAAGCCAUCGUCUUUUGUCACCUUGCGAAUGUCCGAUUAAUUUAGUCUUCCGUUUUCUAGAAAUUCGAACCGCUAUGGCAUCUGGGUCGGACCUUCUGGUCGGGACCGCUUCCUUUUGACAAACUUAUGGGGUGGUUUUUAAUGGUGGAAAAAGAAAAGGGAGGAGAAAAGAAGGGUCUCCGUCCGUUUCCCUGUUUUCUCAAAUGCUCUUGCCCUUCGACUUGCCUCUGCUCUUAAUUCUUCUUGCUGUCUCGCAUUUGGGUUGUCUCGCUAGAAGAUAAAGUCGGAGUCUUUUGUCUCCCUUCUCUUUCUCCCCUUCGUUUCCGUUCAGUGGUCAAUUCUCUGAAUUGGAUGUGGUGGAAAGAGUGAUUUAUUCUCUUGUGGGGAUUUCUGAUUUCCGGAGAUGGGUUUUGAUUUUGACGUUGGAAUGAAGCUGGGUUUGCUUCGAUAGCACCUCAGAGUGUCACUUCUGGAGCUGGUUCUCAGUUUUGACAGUUGGUUGGAGGUGAAUUUGGGUGUCUUUUUUUGUGAUUUGGUGUGAGAGAGAAGGAAGGGCUGGUGUGGUGUAGAUUGAAAGCGAGUUCCAAGAGUUGGUGGAGCAGUGCUCAGAGUUUGCUUUCAUGCAUUUUAGAUUCCACUGAAUUUUGUGUUCUUAACAGCAGAGAGGGGCAUCAUGAUUUAGAUUGUGCCCUUCUGAUUUUGGAAGGAGUGAACUUCUGCAGUGAUAUUAGUUAAUUCUGGCCAUGGCGGAUCCUUGGAGGAUGAGAGACGCAGAGAGAAUGAAUCAACCUCCUUUGGUUGACACAACAGCUUGCUUAUGUAGAGUAGAUGCAGGCCUCAAAACCGUGGCAGGUGCCAAAAAGUACGUCCCGGGUAGCAAGCUAUGUCUUCAACCAGACAUCAGACCAUCUAUCCAUCCAACCAGACAUAAACCCUCACGAGGAGAUAGAAACCGAAAUCAAUCCCCAUUGCUCCCGGGACUCCCUGACGAUCUCGCCAUUGCUUGCUUAAUCCGAGUGCCUAGAGCUGAGCAUCGAAAGCUUCGACUCGUCUGCAAGAGGUGGUACCGUCUCUUAUCUGGUAACUUCUUCUACUCGCUUCGAAAGAAUCUUGGAAUAUCCGAGGAAUGGAUAUACGUGAUCAAGAGAGACAGGGAUGGGAAAAUAUCUUGGCAUGCUUUCGAUCCCAUAUACCAACUAUGGCAGCCACUUCCACCUGUCCCCAAGGAAUAUUCUGAAGCCCUAGGUUUCGGUUCAGCUGUUCUAAGUGGCUGUAACCUCUACUUGUUUGGAGGCAAAGACCCUUUGAAAGGAUCGAUGAGACGGGUCAUUUUUUACAGUGCUAGAACUAAUAAGUGGCACCGUGCACCCGACAUGCUUAGAAGACGGCAUUUCUUUGGUUCGUGUGUUAUAAACAACUGUUUGUAUGUAGCAGGUGGGGAGAACGAGGGCGUCCACCGUCCAUUGAGAUCAGCUGAAGUUUAUGAUCCCAAUAAGAACAGAUGGUCACUGAUUUCAGAUAUGAGUACAGCAAUGGUGCCCUUCAUUGGGGUAGUUUACGAGGGUAAAUGGUACCUUAAAGGACUCGGGACUCACAGACAGGUUUUGAGUGAAGUCUACCAGCCGGUAACCGAUAGCUGGUAUCCUGUUUAUGAUGGCAUGGUGGCAGGGUGGAGAAACCCAAGUGCUUCCUUGAAUGGAAACCUCUAUGCCUUAGACUGCAAGGAUGGGUGCAAGCUUAGGGUUUAUGACGAAGAUACCGAUUCAUGGAGCAAGCAUAUCGAUAGCAAGUUGCAUCUGGGGAAUUCUUGUGCUUUGGAAGCAGCUGCUCUUGUUCCACUGAGUGGGAAGCUUUGCAUCAUUAGAAACAACAUGAGUAUAUCGGUUGUCGACGUUUCGAGAUCCGAAGAUCUUGGGGAAGCUCCCGCUGAACAUUUGUGGGAGACUCUUUCGGGUAGAGGGCAGUUCAAGACUUUGGUCUCGAAUCUUUGGUCGAGCCUUGCUGGGAGGAAUCGCCUGAGGAGCCACAUUGUUCACUGCCAGGUUCUUCAAGCAUGAGAAGUGUUGACACCACAUUUUGUCCGAAUCAAAACAUGGUUAAAGAAGUUGUUUAAGGUUGGUAGUUGUGAAAUUUAAACGAUUUCUUAGAGUGAAAUUAGAAGUAUCUAUAGAUGUGGGCUUGUCUCGACCAGAAAAGAUCAACAAUAGCGUAUCUAAAAAUGCCGAUUUGAUUUGGUCACAGUCAAGCUGAUGGUGCUGGGUUGCCAUGUUUGGUUAUAAGAAUUAGACAAUUUGCUUGGUUUGAUUACCAUUAAAUUGAUGUUUAAAGGAUUAAACUUUAAAAACUUCACUAAAUGAUUAAUUUGGUCAAUAUUUCAAAAGAUGUCUAUCCUAAUCUAAACUAAUACUCACGAGACUAAUUUGAUCUAAUUCGGAGGGUUGACUGUUAUGUUGGAUGGUCAAAGAGUCAUAUCAUUGUUACGCCAUAACAAAAAAUAUUAAGAAUU